Messenger RNA from Saccharomyces eubayanus, 2832 nucleotides. It is a transcript of the gene DIP2, whose product is annotated as snoRNA-binding rRNA-processing protein DIP2. The record is from RefSeq and is a predicted model, not a curated record. Bases 1 to 2832 code for a protein of 943 amino acids. Gene Ontology annotation, biological process: maturation of SSU-rRNA. Gene Ontology annotation, cellular component: small-subunit processome; Pwp2p-containing subcomplex of 90S preribosome. Gene Ontology annotation, molecular function: protein binding; snoRNA binding. NCBI's taxonomy places the organism in Eukaryota, Fungi, Ascomycota, Saccharomycetes, Saccharomycetales, Saccharomycetaceae. The transcript has a single exon.
AUGGUCAAGUCAUACCAGCGUUUUGAGCAAGCCGCUGCUUUCGGUGUGAUAGCGUCGAAUGCAAACUGUGUUUGGAUACCUGCUUCAUCUAGAACUAAUAAUGGUAGUGGGCCAGGGCAAUUGAUCACAAGUGCUCUCGAAAAUGUUAACGUAUGGGACAUCAAGACAGGAGAUUUAGUUACUAUCUUGUCCGAUGGCUUGCCUCCAGGUGCCUCUGAUGCAAAGGGCUCCAAGCCAGCAGAGUGUACGUAUUUGGAAGUACAUCAAGACACUAAUCUGUUAGCUGUCGGUUAUGCAGAUGGUGUUAUUAAGGUUUGGGAUUUGGUAUCCAAGACAGUGCUCUUAAACUUUAACGGUCACAAGGCGGCUAUAACAUUAUUGCAAUUUGAUAUCACCGGUACAAGGUUGAUUUCCGGUUCCAAGGACUCCAAUAUCAUUGUAUGGGACCUUGUUGGUGAAGUUGGUCUUUAUAAGUUAAGGUCACAUAAGGAUGCCAUUACUGGAUUUUGGUGCCAAGGAGAAGACUGGCUAGUCAGUACGUCAAAGGAUGGGUUGAUUAAAAUAUGGGAUCUGAAAACACAACAGUGUAUAGAGACACAUAUUGCGCAUACUGGAGAGUGCUGGGGCCUUGCGGUAAAAGACGACUUACUGAUUACAACCAGUACGGAUAGUCAAGUCAAGAUUUGGAAAUUGAACAUGGAGAAUGACAAAAUGGGCGAAAAGCUAACUGAAAUGGGCAUUUUUGAAAAGCAAAGUAAACAACGUGGGUUAAAGAUCGAAUUCAUAACGAACGCAUCCGAUGGAGUCUCGUUCUUUUACAUCCAAAACGCAGACAAAACUAUUGAAACUUAUAGAAUCAGAAAAGAGGAGGAAAUAGCAAGAGGUUUAAAGAAAAGAGAAAAGAGAUUAAAAGAAAAGGGUUUAACAGAUGAGGAAAUUGCAAAAUCUAUUAAAGAUUCUUACUCCUCACUCAUUUUACACCCUUUCCAAACUGUAAGAUCACUGUAUAAAAUAAAAUCUGCAUCAUGGACAACAGUUACAAGCUCCAAAUUGGAAUUGGUCGUAACCACAUCGAAUAAUACCAUAGAAUACUACUCUAUUCCAUACGAAAAAAGAGAUCCAACAAGCCCUGCACCUCUCAAGACGCAUACUAUUGAAUUGCAAGGUCAAAGAACAGAUGUUCGUAGUAUUGACGUUAGUGAUGAUAACAGGUUGUUAGCCACCGCAUCCAACGGUUCAUUAAAGAUUUGGAAUGUUAAAACACACAAGUGUAUCAGAACUUUCGAAUGUGGAUACGCACUAACCUGUAAGUUUUUACCAGGUGGGUUACUGGUCAUCCUAGGGACAAGAAGCGGUGAAUUACAGCUCUUCGAUCUAGCAUCAUCAAGUCUCUUAGAUACCGUUGAGGAUGCACAUGAAGCUGCUAUUUGGUCUUUAGAUUUGACUUCUGAUGGUAAAAGACUAGUCACCGGUUCCGCAGAUAAGACUGUCAAAUUCUGGGAUUUCCAAGUUGAAAAAACCUUAGUACCAGGUACUAAGGACAAAUUUGUACCCAUGUUGAAACUAAACCACGACACAACUUUGGAAUUGAAUGACGAUAUUCUAAGUGUACGGAUCUCCCCCGAUGACAGAUAUUUGGCCAUUUCAUUAUUAGACAACACCGUUAAGGUAUUUUUCUUAGACUCAAUGAAAUUUUAUCUAAGUUUAUAUGGGCACAAAUUGCCUGUACUGUCUAUUGAUAUUUCAUUUGAUUCGAAGAUGAUUAUCACAUCUUCAGCGGACAAAAACAUCAAAAUUUGGGGGUUAGAUUUUGGUGACUGUCACAAAUCUUUAUUUGCUCAUCAAGAUUCGAUUAUGAGUGUAAAAUUUUUACCAGAGUCUCACAAUUUCUUCAGUUGCUCUAAAGAUGCAGUGGUAAAAUAUUGGGAUGGUGAAAAAUUUGAAUGUAUCCAAAAACUAUACGCACAUCAAAGUGAAGUCUGGGCACUAGCGGUUUCUACUGAUGGUAGUUAUGUUGUCUCCUCAUCUCACGACCACAGUAUAAGAAUUUGGGAAGAAACCGAAGACCAAGUGUUUUUAGAGGAAGAAAAGGAGAAAGAACUUGAAGAACAAUAUGAAGAUACAUUGCUAACAUCUUUAGAAGAAGGUAAUGGUGAUGAUGCAUUUAAAGGUGACGCAACGGGUGAAAUUGUCGAAGAUGAAGCAUCUGGUGUUCAUAAACAAACUCUGGAGUCAUUAAAAGCUGGUGAAAGAUUGAUGGAAGCACUAGAUUUAGGUAUCGCUGAAAUUGAAGGCAUGGAAAUGUAUAACAAGGACAUGAAGUUGUGGCAACGCAAGAAGUUGGGUGAAGCGCCAAUGAAACCACAAGGUAAUUCUGUCUUGAUUGCUGUAAAAAAGACGCCUGAACAAUAUAUCAUGGAUACAUUAUCGAGGAUAAGGGCGUCCCAGUUAGAAGACGCGUUGAUGGUGAUGCCCUUCUCGUACGUCUUAAAAUUUUUGAGAUUUACUGAUGCCGUCAUGAAAAAUAAAACUUUGUUGCAUAAUCACUUACCUUUAAUUUGUAAGAAUUUAUUUUUCAUUAUCAAAUUCAAUCACAAAGAAUUGAUCUCUCAAAAAAAUGAAGAACUGAAAUUGCAAAUAAAUAGAGUGAAGACCGAAUUGAGAAACGCAUUAAAAUCUACCGAGGAUGAUUUAGGGUUUAAUGUUCAAGGCCUGAAAUUUAUCAGACAACAGUGGAAUCUAAAGCAUAACUACGAAUUUGUCGAUGAAUAUGAUCAACAAGAAAAGGAUAAUUCUGGCGCAAGGAAGAGAGUUUUUGAAAGAGUAAUAUAA